This is a messenger RNA of Trichobilharzia szidati, 4557 nucleotides long. The record is from the annotation of a GenBank genome assembly. Lineage: Eukaryota; Metazoa; Platyhelminthes; Trematoda; Strigeidida; Schistosomatidae.
AUGUUUCUUUCAGUUAAAACCAUGAAGUGGGCUUAUCCUAUUUGUCCGAGGAUUACAACUAUUGGUAGAAACGGAUGUGACAUAAUUAUUGAUAAUCCCACUAUUGAUCCACAACAUGCAGUCAUAGAGCAAGAUCCCUCAACUGGAUUGCUAACACUUCGUGAUUUAUCAUCUCGUAAGGGGACAUUUGUAAAUGACCAUAAUAUUGAUGGUGAAGUUGUCCGCUUGUCAGUUGGCGAUAAAAUUAGAUUUGGAUGUUGUUCAACAAUAUACGAAGUAACAUCUCCUGACAGAAACUUACGAGAGUCUUUCACAGGUACCCAACCAGUUGAUGUGGACAGUCAAGAUAAAACUUUAAAUAAGCUUCUGGUGAUUCCCGAUGGAUACGCAGGGAAAAUUCCUCCGUGGAUCAAAGUGUGCAAUAAUUCAGAUGCCAGUCAAAUAAAUCUCCCAAGGCUUGUAUCAAAAGCCGAUACUUGUCAUUUUACACCAAUGCUAUCUAUAGGCAACAAAAUGAGUACCUUCUCUUGCAGAGAAUCUGACAAAAAUUAUUACGAAGACAGACCAUCUUCGAGAACAGCGAAUAUUUGUAAUAGCAGCCAAGAAAACCCUGCUUAUUAUAUGAAAGCAAGUGCGCCAGAUAAUUCUCAAACGAGUCUUUCUCCCAAUUUGUCAAUGAAUGAAACGCUGAAAAGAGAUGUAAAUUCAGAUGAGAAAGAUAAAUUCAUCCAACACUUACAAGAACAAAUCAAUCGUCUUGCCCCAUUGGAAGCUAUCAGUACACAAAAAGACAUUUUGAUAAAACAUUUACAAAAUCAAAUAUCUCAAAUGAAUCAUAUUAAUAAAUUAUUUCAUCAAUCAGGUAAUUAUGCACAAAAUCUAACAGCUAGAAGUCAACAAUUCCCAUCUCAGCCAACAUUACCAUCUUUAAUUGAUAAUAAUUCACAAACGGAUAUAAUACAACAUACGUUUUCACCAACCAAUCAAAUUCCAUAUCACGUCCAACAACUACAGCAACCACCACAACAACCACAAGAGAAUCAUCCAAUCAGAAUACGGCCUGGUUCAACACCUUCACAAAUUAAAUUAUGCACAAAUAAAUCAAUUGAUUCAAACAAUUCUGAUGUAUUAGUCAAUGAUCAAGAGUGUAAAACUAAUAGUAAUAAUGAUGUAACUGAUGUACAAUUGCUAGAAAAAGUACGUAGAGAACGUCAAAUCCUUAGUGGACUUGUAACACAACUACAAAAAGAUUUAUCCAAUAAAGAUAUACAAAUGUGUAGAUUAAAUAAAGAAUUAAGUCAGAUAAAAAAUCAAUUAGCUGAAAAAGAUACAACCAUUGAUGCAUUACAUAUGAAGUAUAAUAAAUCUCAAGACAAAAGACAACAGAAUAAAGAGAAAGAACAAUUUGAAAAAGAAAUUGAUGAUAUACGUCAGAAAUACAAAACUGCUGAAUUACGUUGCCAUUCUCUGCAAGAUGAAUUACAAAAAUUAAAAUCAGAUUAUGACAGACUGAAUCAUGAGGCUGAAAGUAAAUCAAAUAAUGAAGGCAGACUACGUAAAGAGUUAGAAGAAACACAAAUAAAGCUGACUGAACUAGAAAGAACAAAUCGAAUCAAUUCACUUGAUAAACAUGAAGCUGUUAGUCAGUGUGAACGAUUACGUACGCGCGUAAUGCGUAUUGUAUUCGGUGUACUAUCUGCAGAUCACCAUUGUAUUGAUACCAAAAUAGCAACAAUAAAAAAUGAUGAUACAUCCAAGUCAAAAGAACAAACCAGUGCCAGUCAAAAAUCAACAUCAUCCGACAAAUCGUCAGUAUCUUCAUCAGUUCACAAUACAGAUGAUGAUGACAAUGAUAAGACAUUAAUUGUACAAGAUGUAAAUAAUACAUGUCAUGAUGGCAGUCAUGAUGAACAAUUAUUGGAUCGUGUACAAUACCUGGCUGAUGAUUAUAAACGUCUACAGCAUGAAAUACAAGCGAAUACAUUGGAGGAGAAUAAACGUAAAGAAAAGGAUAAAGGACUUGAAAAAGAAUUGGAAAAAUUCAUUUCAGUUUAUACUGAAGCUCAGGAACAUAUGAAAGAUACUCCAAGAUUUCGUUCUUCAUUAAGACUGAAACAAGAAAUUGAAUUGUUAGCUGCAUAUGUUCCACCUAGUGAUAUUAUUAAAAAACUUCAACGUAUCUUGUUGGAUGAUUUACAAGAUCAAGUGAAUACACAACAACGGUUAGAAGAUUGUACACAAGAAGCUGUUGGAACAAUUCAGUCACAAAAUUCAGAUUUGCAUAUUUCAAAUCGUCCAGACGACUUGGUCAGUACAAUUAGACGAUUGGUUGAAAUGACAUCAACAAUUGUUCAACAGAAAAAUGAUUUAUUAAAACAAAUGAAAACUACUGAAAUCGAACAUCAAGAAGAAUUGAUUAAAACAAAAUCAUUAGUUCAAAAUGAAUGGAAAUCAAUUAUGGAUGAUACAAUAGCCAAAUUGAAUUAUGAAAAUGCAGAUAAAAUUCAGAAAGCAGUUGAAGAGGUUUCACGUGUCGAAAAUAUGCGACAAGAACAAAUUCUGUCUGUUAAAGAGACACUAAUUGAAGAGCUUGAAAAUAAACUACGUGAAACACGUCAGAUCUUAGCUGAAAAACAAAUCACUUAUGAAAAUGAAUUAAACGAAGCUAAAGAAGCCAGUCAACUAGUACCAAUACUGAAACAACAAAUUGAAACAAAAGAUAAUCAAAUUGACGAGUUAAAAUGUCAGUUAGAUAAACAAAAUUUAGCCAAUGAAAAUUUAAAAGAAGAAAUUGAAAAAGCCUGUGAAUUACAUUGGAAAUCAGAAGUUGACAGUCACAGGGAACAAAUACGACAACAUGCUAGAACGAUAUGCGUAAUGGAAGAACGUUUAGUCAAAUUGACAAAACAAUUAAAGGAGUCUAAAAGUGAAGUGACCAAGUUGAAACGUACAAAUACAGAGUUACAGAAUGAGCAUAAACAAUUACAGAUUCGUUUAACAGACGCGCACAAUCGACUACAAUCAAUGAGAAAGACAUCAGCUCGUCAUGGUGAUGAUAUGAACAGACAACCACAGCCUUCGUCUGAUUCAUGUUCAGAUGAAAAUUCAAACGCCAAAUUGAUUGAAAACUUGAGACAUGAAAUAUCCCGCCUACAAACAAUCAUUAAAGAUCAGACAAAUACAAUAGAAGUUUUACAUUCUGAUCUAUCCGGUACACAAGCUCAAUUAAGUGAUCUUAAAGGUGAACUAACUGAAUCACAAAAGUUAGAAAUUGAGGAAACGUUAAAUAACAAUAAGAAAAUGAAUACAGAAUUAAUGAAUACAAAAGCACAGUUAACACGUUUAAAAGAAUCUUCAAAUGAAAUGCAUCAACAACUCAAUGAAAAAGAUGAUGUAAUUAGAAAACAGAAGUCAGCAAUUCAAGAAUUACACAAGUUGAACGAUGAAAAUGAAUCUACAAUAAAACGAUUAAAAGAUACAAUAGAUCAUGAAAGACAUGAGUAUGCUAAGCGCCAAGAACAAAUGAAUUCCUCAUCAAAACUUACUCAAGAGCUAAUCGCUUUGGGGACAGAAUGUAAAGGUGAACGACAUCAUGAGAUAAUUAGUAAACAAAGAGAAGCAUUAAGUCAAUUACGUCAACGUUUACGCAGUCAAUUCACAUAUACUCCAUCACAAGGUAAUGCAGAAAGUGAUGAAUAUAUCCGUCAGAUAUCCUUCCUUAAACGAGAGAAUGCUGAAUUACGUAGUAAAGCUCUCCUCUCUGAAGUAGUACCAUCUUUAAAUGCAAUAACAAAUAAUUCACCACCUGCAUUAGGUGAUGGAUCAGACAGUGAUCCGUUCAAUGAUCCGAGAUUACCGAUUGAUAAUAUUGGUUUGCGAAAUGCAAUGGACGCCUUACAUACAUCAGAAGAAUGUUAUUUAAAUCUAGUUCGAUCAAUAUCAAAUCAUUUAGAAAUAGAUCGAUUACCUGGUCAAAGAUCACUUAUACAAGUACCAAAAAUAGAAAGAGAGAACGUGAAAAAAGAACGUCAGAAUACAAUUGAAUUAUUAUCUCAAAGAAUUGAAAUACUCAGGAAUCAAUUACAAGCUAAAGAAGACUUAUUGAAUGAAUAUGAACGUGAUAUUAAUCGCUUGAAACAAGCUGAAGCGUUAGCAGAUGCUAAAAGUGAACAAGUUGAACAUUUUAUCAGUGAAUUACAAUCAAAAACAACAGAAAUUCAAUUAUUGCGGCAAAGUUUAGAGAAUACACGUGAAGCACUGAUGAAUGAACAACGGACAGUUGCUGCACUUAAAAAGUCUAGAACUUCAACUCCAAACUCUAAUGUCAGUUCCAUAAAGGUGAAUCAAACACCAAAGAAACAAGUUCGUCAAUCAGAUGAACAGAAUUUCAAGGAACAACGUCAGAAAAAGAUGAAUCAAGAAAAAUUGAAAAGGAAAGAUUAUGAAAUAGACGCACUGAAAACGGAAUUAGAAGCUCGUGAUAAAAAGCUUCAUUUGUUAUCGGAUCAAAUGAUGAAAAUGCGAAUACAAAUGGGUUUAGAAGACGGUGUGAAGUAA